GUCUUAUUGUGUUCCCAGGAUCAAACUAAGCUCCGAAUACGUAUGUGAGGAAGUUCAGUGCGUGAAUUGUGGACGUGGUGCCCGAAUAGAAGAACGUUGAGCGCCCGCAACGCUUAAAUUGACUUGUACGUGAGAAAUCCUUGUUGUGAUUUCACAAGUCUUCUGGCAAUUCCGGGAUGAUAUCAACGCCGAAAAGCAUUUGGACAUCAUGGGAGAAAACGGGCAAAGAAGAAUUCAUCAAACUUUGUCUGAUGUUGGAUCCCUCGAAAGACGAAAGUGGGACGGACGGGUUCCCUCGUCUCAUGGCUGAGCUAAUCGAUAAAAUCGCCUUGAAAUUGGUGGAUUCGAAAUCAGCGGCUUCGGUGGUGCGGAAGAUCAUAUCGCGAAAUCCAUCUCUACUUUAUCGGUUUUUGGAUGUUAUAAACGCCUUGGAUUCUUUGCAUCCAGCCAUGAGUGAUGGAACAUUCGAUGAUACCCGUACCGCCGUUGUUAAUCUCCUGAUGGAGGUUUUGCCGGUGCUAGCUGGUUGUGAAAAUGUUCUUCGGAUUCGACUGGAACCUCCUCUGCUUAAGGAUAUAGGUUUUGUAAAGAACAUUCAGCUGUUCAACACGAAUUACAAGCAACAGAAGUACAAUCUGCUUCGAGAAGAAUCCGAAGGAUUUUCGAAACUGGUCACCCAUCUGACGCAAGAUUUGAAUGGAACCUCGACCGAAGACCUGAUCGAAGUGAUAAGAGGGUUGAUAGGUCAUUUCAAUUUGGAUCCGAAUCGCGUCAUGCAAUUAUUACUAAAUGUCCUUGAAGCACGAAGUGGAGAAGCCAACGUCGUUGGGUUAUUCCUGGAAGUUAUUCGAGCUUUUUCCGACUCGGACAAGACUGUUCUCGUGGAAAUGUGUGGAGCUGCGCUCAAGUCAAGCAUGGAUCCAUCUCCAGAUGUAGAAGCUGAGCAGACAGAAGAUGAGCUGUAUCUGAAUGUGGACGAUAUCGAGAUUGCCGCGGAAUCUGGAGAUAACUUGGACAAAUCCGCGAAUAAAAGUGGUGACGAUUGUAUUAGUUUAGAGAAGAAAGUUGCGUCUGAUGCAGUCAGAACUGUCAAAGUUCCUCAUUCAAAUCGAGCGGUCGAAGAUGAAUUCCAACGAUGUCGAAUGAUCGCCCUCUUGAUUAGUGAUGGAAUGUUCGAAGUUGAGGAUAUUAUUCCUUGGCUAACACCGGAAGCGUCUGUAUUGAAAUCGCAAAUGGAAGCAAGACUGAGCGAUUCUCAAGAAGCACUGAGACGAGUGAAUUUGGUAAGCCUGGCUGGUCCAGCCGUAGAGCAUGAAACGCGUGAUUGGGACGAUGAAGAGCAGGUUUCUAGUCUCCUCAAAGAAUACACUGGCAACCAGUGGCUGUUACUGAUUGAGUCAUUGCUGAACCUUGGGGAUUGGGUUCAUGCUCAUCAACUGAUGAGCUGCAAGUCGCUCCCUGAUUACUACGCCAUUUCUCAUCCGCCGAUCGCGUUGUCUCUUUGUCGUCUACUUCUGAAAGUCAUCAACCCGAUUUAUGAGAAAAUUUCGGAAAAGGAGGCGUGGGAGGUUCGCCAGCUGGAAGAUGCAUCCGGUCCAUUUCGUCGACUGCCUGACUCCGUCGAGCGAUUGUCGGAUUUUGCCCCGGAUGCAUUUCAGAUGAUACUGACGCUUGGGCCGUACAUUUACCAUGACGCUACUCUCAUGUGGCGCAUUGUUAGGAUUGCCUUCAGGUUCUUUGAGAUGAACCGGAAAGACGGUGAAAUGAACCUUGCGGAGCAUUACGAUACCGUGAGUGAAGCGGACGAAAAGACAAGAGACGUAGAAUUCAUUUGGUACCACGUGUUUGAAGAAAGCUUGUUGCCUGCUUUGUCUAUGAUCGAUUGCGCCUCUGCUUUGGCCGAAGAGAUGUGGAAUGUGAUCCGAUUGUUCCACUUCCAAAUCAGUUGGAAAAAUGAGGUGUACAAGAAACACCCUCUCUUGAUGGAGAAAUGUGCGAAGUUGACCAAGCGCGCAAAGGAUAUGAUGAAAAGAAUUUCCAAAGACACCGUUAAGCUCUCCGGGCGACAUUUUGGAAAAAUGUCUCAUUCAAAUCCUGCCGUUCUGUUCGAUUAUACUUUGAAGCAAAUCGUCGUCUACGACAAUCUAAUCACACCCGUCGUUGAAUCAUUCAAAUAUUUGACGAGUCUUUCGUUGGACGUCCUAGGAUACUGUUUGUUGGAACUUCUUGCUGACCCCAGGAAGAGUGCUGAAAAGCACAUCGGGACUAGCAUUGCAUCUUGGAUGCAGAAUGCGUGUUCUUUUGCUGGCGCUGUUUACAAGAAAUUUCCAAUUGAUCUUAGCCCUGUGCUUCACUUCGUCGCAAACCAGCUGGCCGAAAACAAAAGUUUUGAUCUUCUGUUGCUGAAAGAAAUCGUCGGAAAACUUGGCGGUAUUGAAGCUCUUCAAGAUAGGUCCAUGAACAUUAACCAGAUACUUGCUUACGGGUGCGGUGGUGAUGUGCUCCGCGUAGAGGUUUUGAAUGCCUUUAGUCAAAUCAGGAAUACGAAGCGAUCAAUUCUGAGGCUUAAGGAAGCUUUGGUGAAGAGUAAUUUGACUGUGCCAUUGUUCCUGGCUGUGAGUCAGCAGCGUGUCUCGGUUAUCUUCAGCGAAGAAUCUUCGGACCAUCCGACGCAUAACAAGCUGGUGUCGCAACUGUAUGAUCAAAUUCAGGAAAUUCUGGGACAAUUCGCUACAUUCUUGACAGUGAAUAUGAGCGCGGAAGAAUAUUCCAAACUACUGCCUCCAAUUGCACGAAUUCUUGGACUGUCUGCCGAGGAAAAUUUGCCGAAUGGGGAGUUGCCAUCAAGUCGAUCUUCCUUGGUGGCUCCAGAAGUUGCUUUCUGUUUAUACAGACCAAAGAUUCAGUAUCUCAUCGCUUCAAAAGUUCAAGAGACCCAUGGAUCUGACAAGAAAUUGAGUGAACGGUUUGCGGAAGCAUAUAAAGCCGUUCUGAAAGAAGUUGAGCAAGAUGUGGAGAGAAGCAUGUCGAAGAGUACGUUGGAGAGUUUUUCGCCUUCUUUUUUGGCUACCUUCUGGGCGUUAUCGCUGUCGGACUUGAAAGUACCAACGGAGCAGUAUGAAGCUGAAAUAGGCAAGCUUGAAGCUCAUAUUGACGUCUUGAAGCAACAGAACAGCCGCGACAUUCCUGCGAAGAUCCGCAAAGAAAUCGAUCGAGCUACUCACGUCAUAGAUUUGUUGAAGGACGAAAAGAAGAAGAGAAAAGAGCAUGUUGAUCGAAUAAUGGAAGUUCUUAAGAAGGAUCGAUCGAAAUUUUUCGAAAUUUCGCCUUCAAGCUCGCAUCAGCGCGUGAUCAAACCGGAAAUCCUGAUGAAAUUUCUUCAGACCUGUAUUUUACCGAGGGUUUCUUAUUCCGUGAUUGACGCCAUGUUCUGCGCGCAAUUCAUUUAUACCUUACAUGGCUUGAAAACCCCUGGAUUUACCACCAUGAUCCUCGUCGACCGGAUUAUGUGUGACGUUGGUCGAACGUUAUCGACUCUCACUGAAGAUGAAGCUACUCGUUACGGGAAAUUUUUAUUGGAAAUACUCUCCAUUACGUCGAAGUGGCACAAGAAGGAGAAUUUCCCGCAGAAACCAGAGGAAUAUCCUGGAUUUUUGACUAGGAUUGUAAGAGAUCCUCGGAAUGAAGCGUAUUUGAGUUACGAAGACUAUCGUCAUCUGUGCCACAAGUGGCAUUAUAAAAUGGGCAAAGGAUUUAUAACUGGGCUGGAGAGUACCGAAUACGUACCGAUCCGGAAUUCACUUCUCAUAUUGAUCGGAAUUCUUCCCGAGUAUCCGAUCAUGCAACCGUUGCACGCGCUAAUCAUGAAGCGGAUCGAUGCCGUUAUUACGGUUGAGAGCAAAAACCGACGAGACUUGAGUGUUCUCGCUACGUCCUACAAAUCUCAUUUUGCAGCUCGUGUGAAAACGAGGCCGUUAUUGCUUGAGCAUGAAUUUCACCUCAAGAAAGAGAAGCCCAGCGAAAUUACGAAGAAUUCACUGAAGGCAAAUGCUUCGGUGAGUUUGAAGAGUAAUACGGAGAGAAAUGAUUCAGCCCGUAAGGAGACGAACAUCCCUGCCGCCAGUACGGGUCAUGUUCCUCGACCAUCAGUUGAUUCUCCGAGCAGUGCCGAAGGAGAUCGUAGUAAAGGGAGGAAAACUACACGAUUGGAAGCCGGUCUGGGUUCCGCCUCUCCGCCACCAAUCAAGAAAGAGAAGAAGGAGAAGAAAGAUAAGAAGAACGAAAAAGAGCAUCACAAACUGAAGAAGGAAACGAAGCACAAGAAGGAUGGGAAAUCUCCUAAGGAAGAUAAGCAAGCGAAGGCAGAUCGGAAGUUGGAAAAGAAAGCUGCGAGAGCAGCACUUGCGUCUACUGUGGAUUCUGCUACUGCUAAAAGUAACGGGGAUACUUCUACCAGGGCGAACAGCCGGGACAGCAGCAAGGACAGUGCAAAGGAUCACAGUCGUGGUAGUAGCAAGGAUGCCCGGAAUAGCGUUGCAAAUCAACAAGGUCUUUCCCCCGUGUCAUCUUCUUCUGGAGGAGUUUCUCCAGCAGGCUCGCCGAAACCGCCACCUCGUCGACAUUCUCCUAUCACAUCUCGGGAUGCACGAACCGAGGAUGCAAAAGUUGUUCAAGUGAAGCUGGAGGCGUUCGUUUUGCGGACUGGGACGAAAUUAGCCGGGCUCGAAAUUCCAUCAUUUUCCGGACUCGCAAUAGUACCCAGGCUCAGAAGGGUUCCUUCAGCCGAAGUUUGCGAAGCUCGACUUGAUCGUUCGCGGUCGAGGUCAGAGGAUACUUUUCCUUCUCCAAUUUUCUCGCUUCCCACGCGUGUAAAAAGAAUCCGUCAAGUGCGUCGCUCCGUUGUAAGUGGGUCCACGUGUCAACCUCCCGCCCGCGGCUCCUCGUCCCCGUACCAUGUCAUUUCCUAUACACAUCUGCUUUACUCACUUACUGUUGUGGUGAAUCCACUUUGGCAACUACAGGGACCGGACAGAAGAGAAGACCCCCGGGAUCGUCGAGAGAAAAAGCCGUCAAACGUAAAUCUUGGCUCAGUGCCUUCGAAACGGGAAGACGUUGAGGACGGAGAAUAUGUAUCUGCAGGCGGAGAUGCUGGUCGUGGAAUAAGGCGUAAGCCCGAUCGGCCUUUGCGUGUGCCAGUCAGGGUACGAAUAGAAGGCGCCUUAUCUCUUUCGCACUUCAAAGUUUCAUCAGAGUCCUACGUGAUAUGUCAACUGGUUUUACGCAUUAUUUUUUUCAGGGCUCCCGAGAUGCACCAAGCCGAUCAGGAGACCGAAAAAGAGAUCAUUCUCCGGAUCGAUGGAGUUACCCCAGAAAUGGCAGUCCGAAUUUCAGAGAGGAAUAUAGUGAUCAUUCGUUCGGUCCAUCAGAACGGGAUCGAUCUCCAGUCCGCCAUGCUGCCUCAAUUGACACACGUGCAAGAAGAUUGGAUGACAGAAUGUACCCAAGUUAUAAUCGUCGUUGAUGUGAUCUCGCAGAAACACUGCGUGACUGACACUGAACUUCCGAAUUAAUAUUUGUGGACGAGACUUCUUCGCGUGAUAAUAGAUGGGGUUCCUGUUGCUUGAUUUCACUCCAAUAAUUUUACUCGAUUGUACGCCGGUAAAGUUUGAUUGCACGAUUUUUUUUUGUGUUUUCACCACCUUGAUAACAGUCGAGGCGAAAAUGUCCAGAUAUGUAAUUUUAUUUAGGCAAGGGUUUGUAUUGGAUGUGUUCAAAUUUAGAACGUAAUUGGAAGUUUUCUGUACCUUUUAGUUUGAAACCGUGAAGGUCAUGAAUAAUUACUAGGCUAGGUUUGAUAUGAGCUUUUGUCAGCUUGAAAUCGACUACUGCUUGCGUUUAUAUGUCUUGAAAGAUAAAUCUUUUUUCAUGCCGUGA
Messenger RNA from Notodromas monacha, 5934 nucleotides. The record is from the annotation of a GenBank genome assembly. NCBI's taxonomy places the organism in Eukaryota, Metazoa, Arthropoda, Ostracoda, Podocopida, Cyprididae.